GAGAGCAGGCUGCUGCAAACCUCAGAUAAUAUUCUGUCCAGCAAGGCAGGGCUCAAUUUGGUCCCCUUGCCCGGGGAGAAGAAGGAGAGAAAAAAAAAAAAGUGGGCUGUAACUUAAAGAUCUUAAGACUCCCAAGUGAGGGGUUGGUCUGGAGGUGGGAGGAGGGAGUGACCAGACAAGGAGGAGACAGAGACUCAGGAGGGCGCAAGGAAGUGUCUCAGCUGAGGCCAGGACAAGGCAGGAGAGGGUGGAGGGAAGUCUGCGGGGGCAGGCAUCCUCCAGGAUCCGGAGGCACCUCCUCCCGCUUGCUGGGAAGGGCUCUGGACACCCUCAGCCCUUCUCGCCUGCCCUGUGAGGCUCAAGCCAGAAGCUCCGGGCACUUGCUGAGUUGGUGCCACAGCCACGGAGCUGGUACCCCGGGGACCCCCUGCCCGUCUUCUCUCCACUGCCCAGCAUGGAGGAGGCUGGUGAUUUUGACAACUACUAUGGGGCAGACAACCAGUCUGAGUGCGAGUACACGGACUGGAAGUCCUCGGGGGCCCUCAUCCCUGCCAUCUACUUGCUGGUCUUCCUCCUGGGCACCACGGGCAAUGGCCUGGUGCUCUGGACUGUGUUUCGCAGCAGCCGCGAGAAGAGACGCUCAGCUGACAUCUUCAUCGCCAGCCUGGCCGUGGCCGACCUGACUUUCGUGGUGACCCUGCCGCUGUGGGCCACCUACACGUACCGGGACUACGACUGGCCCUUUGGCACCUUUGCUUGCAAGCUCAGCAGCUACGUUAUCUUCGUCAACAUGUACGCCAGCGUCUUCUGCCUCACCGGGCUCAGCUUCGACCGCUACCUGGCCAUUGUGAGGCCCGUGGCCAACGCUCGGCUGAGGCUGCGGGUCAGCGGGGCCGUGGCCACGGCGGUGCUGUGGGUGCUGGCCGCCCUCCUGGCCAUGCCGGUCAUGGUGUUCCGCUCCACCGGGGACCUGGAGAACACCACCAAGGUGCAGUGCUACAUGGACUACUCCAUGGUGGCCACUUCCAGCUCGGAGUGGGUCUGGGAGGUGGGCCUGGGGGUCUCGUCCACCGCCGUGGGCUUCGUGGUGCCCUUCACCAUCAUGCUGACCUGCUACUUCUUCAUCGCCCAGACCAUCGCCGGCCACUUCCGCAAGGAGCGCAUAGAGGGCCUGCGGAAGCGGCGCCGGCUGCUCAGCAUCAUCGUGGUGCUGGUGGUGACCUUCGCGCUCUGCUGGAUGCCCUACCACUUGGUGAAGACGCUCUACAUGCUGGGCAGCCUGCUGCACUGGCCCUGCGACUUCGACAUCUUCCUCAUGAACGUCUUCCCCUACUGCACUUGCAUUAGCUACGUCAACAGCUGCCUCAACCCCUUCCUCUAUGCCUUCUUCGACCCCCGCUUCCGCCAGGCCUGCACCUCCAUGCUCUGCUGCGGCCGGAGCAGGUGCGGGGCCACCUCCCACAGCAGCAGCGGGGAGAAGUCGGCCAGCUACUCUUCCGGUCACAGCCAGGGGCCUGGCCCCAACUCCGGGAAGGGUGGCGAGCAGAUGCACGAGAAGUCCAUCCCCUACAGCCAAGAGACUCUUGUGGUUGAUUAGGACUGGGGUCAGAGAGGAGUCCAGUGUCCUCUGCCCUGCCCCAGCCUUUGCCCUUGCUCUCUGAAAGUCAGGUAGCAUGAUAGCACCUUCUCCCUUGCACUUGACCCUUUUCCCGGCUCCCUGCCUCCCUGCCCCCUCUUGUGCUCCUUCCUCCUUGAGUCUUGUUCAGAGGUUUGUGGUUUAGUGGAAGGAGACUGAGGCCUGCAGAC
Messenger RNA from Odobenus rosmarus divergens (Pacific walrus), 1806 nucleotides. RefSeq names its product apelin receptor (gene APLNR). The transcript has a single exon. Gene Ontology annotation, molecular function: G protein-coupled receptor activity. Gene Ontology annotation, biological process: immune response; G protein-coupled receptor signaling pathway. Lineage: Eukaryota; Metazoa; Chordata; Mammalia; Carnivora; Odobenidae. The coding region runs from base 455 to 1597 and encodes 380 amino acids. Gene Ontology annotation, cellular component: membrane. The record is from RefSeq and is a predicted model, not a curated record.